GCAUCCGAACGAGGGUGUUCUCCUUCCUGCAGCCGGGUAGGGGGCAGCCAGGUUUGGAGCAGGGUUCUAGGAUUACACGGCAAAUCCCCAACUUCAGCACCGCGGACAGCAUCACCUCCCGCCCAGGGAGAGGCGCGCGCCUCCUUGCUCCGCCCCCGCCCCAGCUGAUGGACUCCGGCCGGUCGGCUCAGUCUCCCUUUUGCUUUCAAACGAGGCCAGGGCAGGGCAGAAGGGUUUUGACAGCCAGAGGGGUACGGUAAGGAGGAGGAAGAGGAGGAGGAGGCGGAGGAGGAGGAGGAGCCGAGGAGGGAACCGAGAAGGGAAGAGAAGGGAGGGCUUCCCUCCGCCUCGUUCGCCGCCCGGGCUCACAGGCGCUGGCGGCGGCGGCGGCGGCGUCUCCUGCUCUCCGCGGCUGUUGCUGCUGCUCGCGCUCCGCCGCCCGGGAGAUGCUUCCUCGCGCCGCGCAGCGCUGAGGCCGUGCGUGCGCCCCGGCUGCGCUGCGCGCUCCCCACAUACACAAGCUCUCCAUGUGAGCUGACGGGCGAGUGGAAACCCCCCGAGUCACGCUGCCCGGCGGCGGAGGGAGCGCUCGCCCGCAGUGGCAACAGCUGCACCACCGUCCCCGUCUCUCUGCCUUCCUCUUCUGCAGCCUCUGCUCUUCUGAUUACCUCCCUCCCCCGUCCUUUGGUGAUUUUUUUUUUUCAAGAAGGAGAGGGCGGGGUAGGUGUCCGUUCCCUCCCCUCUUCCCCCUCCUUUGCCUUCUUGGUUUGAAUUUCCUCCCCCGGCGUUGCACUGGCACACAGUGCAAGAGGCAAUACCCGCACGGAGGGAGAACGAAGGCUGAGACUCCCCUGCCGCUCCAAGCCCGGAAGAACUGGAGCCUGGAGCGGGGUGAGGGGAGAAGAGGAAGCGGGAGGGGCUUGGCUUCCUCGCGUAUCUGAGGACAGCCCAUCUCCCUUCAAGAACCCUACGGAGAGACGGACUGCAUCUCCGCAGCGAGCUCUUGGAGCGCCGCCGGCCGGGAGGCGAAGGAUGCAGGCGGCUCCGCGCGCCGGCUGCGGGGCAGCGCUCCUGCUGUGGAUUCUCAGCAGCUGCCUCUGCAGAGCCUGGACGGCUCCCUCCACGUCCCAAAAAUGUGAUGAGCCACUUGUCUCUGGACUCCCCCAUGUGGCUUUCAGCAGCUCCUCCUCCAUCUCUGGUAGCUAUUCUCCCGGCUAUGCCAAGAUAAACAAGAGAGGAGGUGCUGGGGGAUGGUCUCCAUCAGACAGCGACCAUUAUCAAUGGCUUCAGGUUGACUUUGGCAAUCGGAAGCAGAUCAGUGCCAUUGCAACCCAAGGAAGGUAUAGCAGCUCAGAUUGGGUGACCCAAUACCGGAUGCUCUACAGCGACACAGGGAGAAAUUGGAAACCCUAUCAUCAAGAUGGGAAUAUCUGGGCAUUUCCUGGAAACAUUAACUCUGAUGGUGUGGUCCGGCACGAAUUACAGCAUCCGAUUAUUGCCCGCUAUGUGCGCAUAGUGCCUCUGGAUUGGAAUGGAGAAGGUCGCAUUGGACUCAGAAGUGAAGUUUACGGCUGUUCUUACUGGGCUGAUGUUAUCAACUUUGAUGGCCAUGUUGUAUUACCAUAUAGAUUCAGAAACAAGAAGAUGAAAACACUGAAAGAUGUCAUUGCCUUGAAAUUUAAGACGUCUGAAAGUGAAGGAGUAAUCUUGCACGGAGAAGGACAGCAAGGAGAUUACAUUACCUUGGAACUGAAAAAAGCCAAGCUGGUCCUCAGUUUAAACUUAGGAAGCAACCAGCUUGGCCCCAUAUAUGGCCACACAUCAGUGAUGACAGGAAGUUUGCUGGAUGACCACCACUGGCACUCUGUGGUCAUUGAGCGCCAGGGGCGGAGCAUUAACCUCACUCUGGACAGGAGCAUGCAGCACUUCCGUACCAAUGGAGAGUUUGACUACCUGGACUUGGACUAUGAGAUAACCUUUGGAGGCAUCCCUUUCUCUGGCAAGCCCAGCUCCAGCAGUAGAAAGAAUUUCAAAGGCUGCAUGGAAAGCAUCAACUACAAUGGCAUCAACAUUACUGAUCUUGCCAGAAGGAAAAAAUUAGAGCCCUCAAAUGUGGGAAAUUUGAGCUUCUCUUGUGUGGAACCCUAUACGGUGCCUGUCUUUUUCAAUGCUACAAGUUACCUGGAGGUGCCCGGACGGCUUAACCAGGACCUGUUCUCAGUCAGUUUCCAGUUUAGGACAUGGAACCCCAAUGGUCUCCUGGUCUUCAGUCACUUUGCGGAUAAUUUGGGCAAUGUGGAGAUUGACCUCACUGAAAGCAAAGUGGGUGUUCACAUCAACAUCACACAGACCAAGAUGAGCCAAAUCGAUAUUUCCUCAGGUUCUGGGUUGAAUGAUGGACAGUGGCACGAGGUUCGCUUCCUAGCCAAGGAAAAUUUUGCUAUUCUCACUAUCGAUGGAGAUGAAGCAUCAGCAGUUCGAACUAAUAGUCCUCUUCAAGUUAAAACUGGCGAGAAGUACUUUUUUGGAGGUUUUCUGAACCAGAUGAAUAACUCAAGUCACUCUGUCCUUCAGCCUUCAUUCCAAGGAUGCAUGCAGCUCAUUCAAGUGGACGAUCAACUUGUAAAUUUAUACGAAGUGGCACAAAGGAAGCCGGGAAGUUUUGCGAAUGUCAGCAUUGACAUGUGUGCGAUCAUAGACAGAUGUGUGCCCAAUCACUGUGAGCAUGGUGGAAAGUGCUCGCAAACAUGGGACAGCUUCAAAUGCACUUGUGAUGAGACAGGAUACAGUGGGGCCACCUGCCACAACUCUAUCUACGAGCCUUCCUGUGAAGCCUACAAACACCUAGGACAGACGUCAAAUUAUUACUGGAUAGAUCCUGAUGGCAGCGGACCUCUGGGGCCUCUGAAAGUUUACUGCAACAUGACAGAGGACAAAGUGUGGACCAUAGUGUCUCAUGACUUGCAGAUGCAGACGCCUGUGGUCGGCUACAACCCAGAAAAAUACUCAGUGACACAGCUCGUUUACAGCGCCUCCAUGGACCAGAUAAGUGCCAUCACUGACAGUGCCGAGUACUGCGAGCAGUAUGUCUCCUAUUUCUGCAAGAUGUCAAGACUGUUGAACACCCCAGAUGGAAGCCCUUACACUUGGUGGGUUGGCAAAGCCAACGAGAAGCACUACUACUGGGGAGGCUCUGGGCCUGGAAUCCAGAAAUGUGCCUGCGGCAUCGAACGCAACUGCACAGAUCCCAAGUACUACUGUAACUGCGACGCGGACUACAAGCAAUGGAGGAAGGAUGCUGGUUUCUUAUCGUACAAAGAUCACCUGCCAGUGAGCCAAGUGGUGGUUGGAGAUACGGACCGUCAAGGCUCAGAAGCCAAAUUGAGCGUAGGUCCUCUGCGCUGCCAAGGAGACAGGAAUUAUUGGAAUGCUGCCUCUUUCCCAAACCCAUCCUCCUACCUGCACUUCUCUACUUUCCAAGGGGAAACUAGCGCUGACAUUUCUUUCUACUUCAAAACGUUAACCCCCUGGGGAGUGUUUCUUGAAAAUAUGGGAAAGGAAGAUUUCAUCAAGCUGGAGCUGAAGUCUGCCACAGAAGUGUCCUUUUCAUUUGAUGUGGGAAAUGGGCCAGUAGAGAUUGUAGUGAGGUCACCAACCCCUCUCAACGAUGACCAGUGGCACCGGGUCACUGCAGAGAGGAAUGUCAAGCAGGCCAGCCUACAGGUGGACCGGCUACCCCAGCAGAUCCGCAAGGCCCCAACAGAAGGCCACACCCGCCUGGAGCUCUACAGCCAGUUAUUUGUGGGUGGUGCUGGGGGCCAGCAGGGCUUCCUGGGCUGCAUCCGCUCCUUGAGGAUGAAUGGGGUGACACUUGACCUGGAGGAAAGAGCAAAGGUCACAUCCGGGUUCAUAUCCGGAUGCUCGGGCCAUUGUACCAGCUAUGGAACAAACUGUGAAAACGGAGGCAAAUGCCUAGAGAGAUACCACGGUUACUCCUGCGAUUGCUCUAAUACUGCAUAUGAUGGAACAUUUUGCAACAAAGAUGUUGGCGCAUUUUUUGAAGAAGGGAUGUGGCUACGAUAUAACUUCCAGGCACCAGCAACCAAUGCCAGAGACUCCAGCAGCAGAGCAGACAACGCUCCCGACCAGCAGAACUCCCACCCGGACCUGGCGCAGGAGGAGAUCCGUUUCAGCUUCAGCACCACCAAGGCGCCCUGCAUUCUCCUCUACAUCAGCUCCUUCACCACAGACUUCUUGGCAGUCCUCGUCAAACCCACCGGAAGCUUACAGAUUCGAUACAACCUGGGUGGCACCCGAGAGCCAUACAAUAUUGACAUAGACCAAAGGAACAUGGCCAAUGGACAGCCCCACAGUGUCAACAUCACCCGCCACGAGAAGACCAUCUUUCUCAAGCUCGAUCAUUAUCCUUCUGUGAGUUACCAUCUGCCAAGUUCAUCCGACACCCUCUUCAAUUCUCCCAAGUCGCUCUUUCUGGGAAAAGUUAUAGAAACAGGGAAAAUUGACCAAGAGAUUCACAAAUACAACACCCCAGGAUUCACUGGUUGCCUCUCCAGAGUCCAGUUCAACCAGAUCGCCCCUCUCAAGGCCGCCUUGAGGCAGACAAACGCCUCGGCUCACGUCCACAUCCAGGGCGAGCUGGUGGAGUCCAACUGCGGGGCCUCGCCGCUGACCCUCUCCCCCAUGUCGUCCGCCACCGACCCCUGGCACCUGGAUCACCUGGAUUCAGCCAGUGCGGAUUUUCCAUAUAAUCCAGGACAAGGCCAAGCUAUAAGAAAUGGAGUCAACAGAAACUCGGCUAUCAUUGGAGGCGUCAUUGCUGUGGUGAUUUUCACCAUCCUGUGCACCCUGGUCUUCCUGAUCCGGUACAUGUUCCGCCACAAGGGCACCUACCAUACCAACGAGGCAAAGGGGGCGGAGUCGGCAGAGAGCGCGGACGCCGCCAUCAUGAACAACGACCCCAACUUCACAGAGACCAUUGAUGAAAGCAAAAAGGAAUGGCUCAUUUGAGGGGUGGCUAUGGGAUAGGGAGGAGGGAAUUACUAGGGAGGAGAGAAAGGGACAAAAGCACCCUGCUUCAUACUCUUGAGCACAUCCUUAAAAUAUCAGCACAAGUUGGGGGAGGCAGGCAGUGGAAUAUUCUUGAGACUGAUCACAAAAAAAAAAAAAAACCUUUUUAAUAUUUCUUUAUAGCUGAGUUUUCCCUUCUGUAUCAAAACAAAAUAAUACAAAAAAAUGCUUUUAGAGUUUAAGCAAUGGUUGAAAUUUGUAGGUAAUAUCUGUCUUAUUUUGUGUGUGUUUAGAGGUGUUCUAAAGACCCGUGGUAAUAGGGCAAGUUUUCUACAUUUUUAAGAGCCCUUAGAACGUGGGUAUUUUUUUUCUUGAGAAAAGCUAAUGCACCUACGCUAAUAUGGCCCCCAACAUUCUCUUCCUUUUGCUUCUAGACAACCUUAAUGGGCUGUUACAGUAACUAGUUCGUGUUUAUAUACUAUUUCCUUUGAUGUCCUAUACUAGUUCCUUUGAUGUCCUAUAAGUUGGAAAAGAAAGGGGCAAAGAGAACCUAUUAUUUGCCAGUUUUUAAGCAGAGCUCAAUCUAUGCCAGCUCUCUGGCAUCUGGGGUUCCUGACUGAUACCAGCAGUUGAAGGAAGAGAGUGCAUGGCACCUGGUGUAUAACAACACAAUGUAAUGACACAAUCAGCACAACUGGAGAGAGGCAUUAAAGAACCAGGGAAGGUAGUUUAUAUUGGGGUUGUCGGUUUGAUUUUUUCAUUGAAUUCUACAAGCUAAACAAGCUAAUAUUGUUCCACGUAUGUCGUCUUAGACCAAUAGCUGUAACUAUCAGCUGCAAUACCAUGGUGACCAGCUGUUACAAAAGAUUUUUUCCUGUUUUAUCUGAAACAUAUUGGAUUUAUAUAUGUAUUUAUAAUAUAUGUAUAAGCGCCUCAAUGGGGAAUUAGAGCCAGAUGUUAUGAUUUGUUUGCUCUUUUUCUUUUAUAGUUGUAGCAAAAAUAUGGGCAAUUUCUAGUGAAUGCAUAAAUUAGGUUGCGCUUCUUAUUUUGCUUUAAAUCUCUGGUAGUUUUUCCACCCCUGUGACAGAAUCCUAAUAGACUAAUAGACAGUGUCCUGUAAAUGGACACAACACAAUAAAGUCAAGUUAUUAUUGCUGUUACUCUGGAUGACAUGGAAAACACUGCCAUAUUUUAAAUCAACUAUGCCACAUGUUUUUCCAUCCAAUCACACUGCUGUGAUUCAGGGAUCUUCUAAGACCGACACAUUUGAACCUCAAGUUCAUCACAAACCUGGUACCUGUUGCUUCCCACAGGAUGGACAAGUGUAGUUAAUCACACCUCUUAGUUUAAUCUGAAACCUUGACCCAGUUAUUUAACAAAUACCUCAUUGAUUAUAUUUAAAAGUAAUACACUUCCUGUAAACAAAUGGGGACAAUGUAUCCAAAAAAUCUUUUUAAACAGAUUACACAAAAAUUAUUUCCAGAAAGGCUACCAUUUAUGAUCAUUAUAUUUCAAGCCUCUUAUACUUAAUAAGCACUUUCUAAAAAAUCUUGAGAUCCCACCAUUCUGAGGAAUUCAAUAUGAUCACUUUUUCCUUCUUUGCCUGGGAGAGGUUAAGAGGAGCUUUCGAAGGUAUAGAUGCUAUUGUUCUAAUGGAAAUUCUAGUUUGUUAGAAUUAUGCAUUCUUUUUCAAGAUUCUCAGUGUGCCUAACUUAUUGGAGCACAUCAGUUUCCAUUCUUUUUCAAGAUUCUCAGUGUGCCUAACUUAUUGGAGCACAUCAGUUUCUUGGGUAAUGGAAAACAAACAUUACCUAGAGUUGCCAGUGGCACAUUACACCAGUACACAGCACAUUCCAGAGGAGAUAUUGGACCAGUUAACUCCCAUGCAAGUCAAGGUAACAGACCAAAAGGGAAUCCUGAUGCCCUUUUACCAUUGCUGGUUGAGCUCAGGCACUGUCAUGGACACCCUUAAUUUUAAAAGGUUUUAAUCAUUCUUCUAUAAAAUACAUUUAAAAUGGAAAAAUACUUAAUAUCACUAAAUAUCAGAACAAUGUAACAUUUACAAAUGACAUAUUGAAAGCAAAGGCUGUUUUAUUUAGCCAAGAUGAUUACCAUUAGGAGUUACUUUAUGUAUUGUUGAAAGCAAAUUUUAAACAUGAUGUUUUAGAAGUGUUUCUGAUUUUUAAACAUGGUUUACAGGUAUUACUUCUGCACUUACCAAAUAAUGCCAGAUGGAAAUUUAUUAUUUCUUGCAAUUCCCAUGAUAGCUCUGUUCUUUAUGCAUUGUCUCAACACUUUCCCUUUUUUCCCAAAAUGAGUAGAGAAUUAAAGCCACCCAAAACAGCUUCUGCUACUAAAAUGUUCUCAUCCUUUCUCCUCCCUCUCCUUUUCUUGCCACAAAAGGUGAAAAAUGAGAUCCAAUCCUCUCACCAAAAUUUCAAACCUAGGACACUGGAAUGACUGCAGGGAUCAGUGGUUCUCCCAUAUCACCAUCAAUUAAGACACAUAGGACACUGUCUUCCUUCAAGAGGGUUACAAUGUAGCCAUCAGACAGGAAACCAAAAGGUGGAUAAAGUAUUAAGUAACUAAGUGCCAAAUAAAUGCUGGAAAUCUUGACCUCUCCUUGGGAUUAUGGGUGUAACAAAAAUCCCUACAUCUGUUUAUGAAGGCCAUAUCCAGUACAUUUUAAAUGGUAAAUAAUCUAUUUAUGUGAAGAAAAAGAAUUAAGUCUUUCUUCCAACUCUCUCCCUGGAUAGCCUAGCACAGUGCAGCCUCGAUAACCAUGACAUUCCCCCCCAAGCUCUCAGUGCCUAAUCCUGCUUUGUCAUUCACAUCUCACAAAAUCUUGACAUCUUACAUUCCAAUACAUUAUCAAGCAAGCACAAGUAUGCUGGUAGUAGCCUCUUUAAAUAAUAUGUAUAGACAACAACAACAAAAAAAAAUAGACUGUUUUAAAGUUUCAGGGAAAGUUGGUGGCUGAUUUAAAGUUGUGCAGGAAACAUCUUCUGUGUACGAAGCAAAUAUCGAUGUUUUGAAAAGCUAGGAGAUGACUUUGAAUGAAUGCAAGGUUAGUGAGAUCCUAAGCUCUCAAAAUAGCAUGUUCCCUAGAGCUCAAGAAAGCUGGUCCACGAGGUUGAAAAAGCUAUUUUGUUGUUAAAUUAUUUUCUGGCACUUCUUAAUAUUUAAAAAUGUAUUUCCCCUUGUGGCUUUCAACCACCUGCUCAAAAAAAGAGACUUGUUACAUGGAAGUUUUCAUUAAAGAGCUGAAAACAAGAAUUUAGAGAGCCUUUCCUAGAAAAUGUCCUACUGCCCUGCAUUUGACAAACAAGCAUCCUUUACUAACAAGAGCAGGAAUUCAGAGGCACAAGAAAAAGCAUUGGCAUGAGCCAAAGAGUCUAUCUUAAUGUUACUUUCGAACAUCUGCUGAGCAGCCACCAUAUGCAGGCUGAGAGCUGGGCACAGGCGAAGCCACUGGAAGCACUUCAGGAACAAGCACACAGCUAUGGGACUUGAACAUGCAAGUGUUCAGGUUGUGUCAAGAAGCUUUUCUUUCCUUCUAUGAUGGAAUCUGUUCUUUUCUAUCCUACUUUUUUCUCUCUUCCUCUCCUCAUCACGUUAUACCCUGCUCUUACGCAGUGAACGUUUUAAUGGCCCGUUUAUGUCUCAUGCCUCCAAACAACACUGAAUUUGAAACCCCCAUUUUUUCUUCUCACCACCCUGUUGAGCAAUUUUCCCAAAAAAAGGGCAAUUAUUAAAUUGAAUUCAAGUAAGCCAGCCAAAGGUAGGUCCUAAAUUGCUAGUCCCAGUAGAACCACCUGAUCCUAAACCAGUGCGAAACAAACAGUAACAAUGUCCCCAGCUGACUUCAGCUAAGAACCAAUGGCUCCUACCCCCCCCCUUUUUUUGUUGUUGUUUUUUGUUUUGUUUUGAGACGGAGUCUUGCUCUGUCCCCCAGGCUGGAGUGCACUGGCGCAAUCUCGGGCUCACUGCAACCUCCUCCUCCUCCCACAUUGAGGCGAUUCUCCUGCCUCAGCCUCCCAAGUAGCUGGGAUUACAGGCACCCGCCAUCACACCCAGCUAAUUUUUUUUUUUUUUGUAUUAUUAGUAGAAGCCAGGUUUCACCAUGUUGGCCAGGGUGGUCUCAAACUCCUGACCUCAAGUGAUCCGUCCACCUCGGCCUUGCAAAUUGCUGGGAUUACAGGUGUGAGCCACCGUGCCGAGCCAGCCCCAUUUUUUAAAUGAUGUUUUGGUUAAGAGUGGACCAUGAGAAUUAGCUGACAGCAUCCCCUUUCUCUCUCCCUGCCUUGGUGGGACCCUCCCUAUGUGACCUUGGUCAAGUCCUCGAACUUUUGUCCCGUAUUGAAGAUGGAGCUGUUUUACCUACUUCAUAAGACAGUUGCGAGGUGCCAUUGAUUCUUGACUGCAAAAUACCUUGAAACCCUUAUAUAAAGACUGAAGUCAAUGGAGCCUAGUGGAAGACUUACUUUGUGGCUUGUGGUUGAAAGUCACAUCAAAAGACAGAUGUGGCCACGUUCAGGAAUUGAUGACUUACUGGCAUGGCUCUACAGCUGCUCAGUUAUUAAUCAUGCAGACUAAUCUGUCAACACUGGGAGAUGCAACAUAGCAAAAGGACAGAGAAAUUAGAAUUUUUUGUGCAGAAAGCCCUAAAUUCCCACCUGAAUGUAACUUAUAGCUCCCUUACCUACUCUUACACAUGCCCUCAAACAUGCUAGAUUGGCUUAUACGUAGGCCAACACAAAAUACAAACGUGACGUGUUCAUGUAGCCUAGUGGCUGUAUGCCUAUUCUCCAUGUACCCUGCAUGGUAGUGUUGGAAACUUUAAAGUACAUUUCUUUCACAGCAGUAUUUUUUUUCAUAAGUGGCAUAUAAAUCUCAUUCAAUGAAAUGGGGAAAUCAUGUUGAGAAGUUGGUUUAUCAUCUCCCAUUGAGCAAAGACUGGCAGGAGAUAAUAAAAAUAAAUAUGGGCACACAUGUAUUAAUAUACAGCACGCAUUUACAAGUUUAUUUUCCAGAUAAAACUGUGCUUAAGAACAGCUCUACCAAGACAGUCUGCACCAUUUCCAAGUCUCAGUUAAUUUACAGCAACUGCUGCUUUCGGAGAUGGCUGUGAAAAUAUGGAAGUUCCUCUCAAGUAGGCCAAGAAACAGUUCUAGAUUUUACUGAUUCUAAGUUUUAUUUUGUCAGGUUUUUUAAAUUUUUUCAGUGAGCAUGGUGACUGCAGAGGUUAGCGCUGUGAAAAGCUGGGCUAAAUAUUCUUUCUGUAAAGUCAAAUAGGAUUCCAUCCCUGUGAAAUAACACAAAAUUUCACUCUCUAAAAGCAACAGCAUGUAAACUAGAAUGAAAGAAGGAAAUUAUGUACGUAUGCCUAAUAUUCUUUGUGAAUGUCUUUCAUUUAACUAAAAUUAUAUUAGAAACGAUUGAUAAAUAAAAAAUUCAAAAUAGU
Messenger RNA from Gorilla gorilla gorilla (western lowland gorilla), 10492 nucleotides. RefSeq names its product contactin associated protein 2 (gene CNTNAP2). The transcript is spliced from 24 exons. The record is from RefSeq and is a predicted model, not a curated record. Lineage: Eukaryota; Metazoa; Chordata; Mammalia; Primates; Hominidae. The coding region runs from base 1033 to 5028 and encodes 1331 amino acids.